Plutella xylostella (diamondback moth) is the source of this 1729-nucleotide messenger RNA. It is a transcript of the gene or, whose product is annotated as AP-3 complex subunit sigma-2 or. The record is from RefSeq and is a predicted model, not a curated record. Gene Ontology annotation, cellular component: membrane coat; AP-3 adaptor complex. Gene Ontology annotation, biological process: intracellular protein transport; Golgi to vacuole transport. NCBI's taxonomy places the organism in Eukaryota, Metazoa, Arthropoda, Insecta, Lepidoptera, Plutellidae.
UUAGUCUAUGGUAUGCUUGAGUUUUGACGUUUUGACAACGUAUUGAGCAAAAUUCGAUUUUCAUGAUUUUAUUUGUUGAAUUUCUUGAAAAUAAUUGCAUUUAGCCUCGCUGUACAGUGCAAAUGUUAUUGUUACGUCUUAAGUGUUAGUUAAAAUUGUGCAAAAUGAUCAAAGCGAUAUUAGUCUUCAACAACCAUGGAAAGCCGCGGCUCUCAAAGUUCUAUCAGUACUUCAAUGAGGAUAUGCAACAACAGAUUAUUAAAGAAACAUUCCAACUUGUGUCCAAGAGAGAUGAUAAUGUGUGCAACUUCCUAGAGGGUGGCAGCUUAAUCGGAGGGUCAGAUUAUAAGCUCAUCUACAGGCACUAUGCCACAUUAUACUUUGUGUUUUGUGUGGAUUCUUCAGAGAGUGAACUUGGCAUACUAGACUUAAUCCAGGUGUUUGUAGAGACGUUAGACAAGUGUUUCGAGAAUGUGUGCGAGCUGGACCUGAUCUUCCACGCGGAUGCGGCGCACCAGGUGCUGGAUGAGCUGGUGAUGGGCGGCAUGGUGCUGCAGACCAACAUGGCCGACAUCCUGUGCCGGCUGCAGGAGCAGAACAAGAUGCAGAAACAGGAGGCGGGUAUAUCAGCAGCCCCAGCCCGGGCCGUUUCAGCCGUCAAGAGCAUCAACCUGCCGCAGCAGCUCCGAGACAUGCGCCUGCCCGACCUGCCGCAGGCCAUCAAGGACCUGAAGUUCUGACCGCUGUCCCAAGGCGCUUACAACGCCACGCCCGUCUCCAUAGCAACCAACAUCAUCAACACAAUCUACCCGCAAAACGACAAGUACCAGAACCUACACAAACCCACCGCAGAAUUCUCCAACAAGUUUUUCGGCUCCGAAACUCUAAGCACCAAAUUCUCAGAGAGUUUUACCAGAACUGAGUAUGAAAAUUAUCAGCAAGCUGAAGGGGUUAAUUUUCCGAAUUAUGAAGGGGGUAACACAGAUGGUUAUCAAGAUAUUAGUGGGAACAAUGUGGUGUCAUAUGAGGAUGUCAAGAAACGAAAGAAGAAGAAAAGAAAUAGGGUUAUGUUUGAAAGUUGAAUAACUUCUGAGCCGAAUAUGGGUUUGAUAGUUUACGAAAACGAAAAAUGUUUAGGUUUUCUUCUGUCAUCUGCAUACAUAAUUUCUCAAAGGUUACCUACAUGGAAGUUUCCGCUAGAGGCGCCACUUUGUAUGGGAUAAAACGUGAACUUUUAUAGUUUUCGGCAAACUAUCAAACCUGUACUAGACCCCCCUGUUCAAGACGUACUGUUAUUAUAAUGGUGUAACUUAUAUGUAUAUACCGAUGGAAGUAAAUAUGCGGAUUUGUGUAAUAAAUAAAGUACUCAUCUUAAAUAUCAUUAAGAUUGGAUAAAAUAACUUAUAUUUUGUAUUGGAUGCUAAACUUAUGUGUGUCUAUUUUGUGUGGCACGAGAAAUACAAUCAUGUAUCUUAAAUCUUAAACAAAGUUAUUAAAAAUAUUCUAAAUUAAAUUAGGUAAUUAUAUUUUAGAGAGCUUAUGGUAUUAUAAUAAAAUCAUUCCUUCAAUUAAAUAAAUAAAUAUUAAUUUUUAGUAAAAUGCACGCGUCAUGCAAUAUCUCACUAUAGCUUUCACGUUGUGUUGUGUACGGUUGCUGUAGUGUCUGGUUGCCUGGUUUAGCAUAUAAAUUAUUAAUAUUAAGAAAAAUAUAUUAUACGUUACAAUUUAA